UGGGUGGAACUAAAAUUAGCAGUUUUUGCCGGAGAAGAUUGUGAUAUAUUGAGAAGGAUUUGAUCUUCCUGACCCACAUAUCUGAUAUCGCAUAUUUGAGAAAGUUGAAUCAUUAAUGAUGAUUCAAUUGAAAAAAGAAAGAUGGGUUUCUUUCUUUUAUGAUGAUUAUUGCUGUAGUGAGGACCAAAGCUUAAUUGCAUGAAGGGUCUGAGCCAUUGGCUUCCAACCCUUUAUUAAUUACUAUUUCUUCUACUGUUCAUUCCAAAUGUCUACUAAGCCACAGCGUUAAUCUUCCCCUGCCUCAUCAAUAACCCAUUUACAGCCAUUCCUUAAUGGUACCCAGCUCGCAGCCACAGACGAUAAAUGCAAAUCAGAAACUUAUUUUCAGGUCCAAAACAGUUCAGUUUCCUAAAAAAGAGGGAGAGAGAGAGAGGAGAAAAAGUGGGGAAACAAAGAAGAGAGAGAAAAUUGAUGGAUAGAAUCUUCCGUGUCAAUGGGUUGGACAAAUGGUGGAGGUAGUUAUCCAGACUGGUUCUUAAACUAGAAUCCUUCCUUGAAUCGCUUACAAGCAGGACUCUCCAGUUCUAUAAAGUUUCUUCCUUUGAGUUCACUGUCUAGUCUCUAUACCUUUCAAUACUCUCUCUUGUUUUACCCCUAAAUACUCUCCAUCUCCCUCUUUCUCUCUCUCUGAAAUUUGGGAAGCGUGUUAGCAGAACGAGCCCUUAUACUCUGCAAUUGAAGAAGAUUGGAUCUCUCCUCCUUUGUUAAAAAAUAAAAAAAUAAAAAAAUAAAAAAAUAAAAAAAAUAAAAAAAUAAAAAAAUAAAAAAAUUAUUCAAGUUGGAUUGUCUCAGCUCUCUUUAAAAAAUUGCAUUGCAAUGGAGGGUGGUGUUCAUAAACCAGAUAAAACAGAAUUCAGGGAAUGUUGUUUGACAACAUGGAAGCAACCUUACAUCACGCGUCUCGCCCUAUCUGCAGGCAUUGGAGGAUUCCUCUUUGGCUAUGACACUGGAGUCAUAUCUGGUGCUCUUCUUUUUAUUCGAGAUGAUUUUCGAUCUGUUGAUAGAAAUACAGUAUUGCAAGAAACCAUUGUAAGCAUGGCUAUCGCAGGAGCUAUAGGAGGUGCUGCACUUGGUGGACUGACAAAUGACAAGCUUGGACGGAAAUAUUCGAUCUUAAUAGCUGAUGUCUUCUUCAUGCUUGGUGCAAUAAUCAUGGCGUCUGCUUGGGCUCCAUGGGUGAUAAUUGUGGGGAGGAUAUUUGUGGGAUUGGGAGUUGGAAUUGCUUCCAUGACUACACCUCUAUAUAUUUCAGAAAUUUCUCCUGCUAGAAUUAGAGGAGCCCUUGUUAGCACAAAUGGGUUGCUACUAACAGGAGGGCAAUUUUUGUCAUACAUUCUCAAUCUUGCCUUCACAAAGGUACCAGGAACCUGGCGUUGGAUGCUUGGAAUUGCAGCAAUUCCAGCUUUAGUUCAAUUCGUAUUGAUGAUACUACUUCCAGAAUCCCCUCGGUGGCUCUAUAGAAAGAAUAAAAAAGAUGAAGCUGUCAAAAUUUUAAGGAAAAUAUAUAACCCUGAAGAAGUAGACAUAGAAGUAGAAGCUUUGCGGAUAUCAAUUGAAUCUGAAAUAGCAGAGGAAUCUUCCAUUGGCGGUGGUAACAUUUUCAGUAAAGUAAGAGGUGCAUGGAGUAAUGUGAUAGUCCGCAGGGGACUUAUCGCUGGUGUUGGUUGUCAAGUGGCUCAGCAAUUUGUGGGUAUCAAUACAGUUAUGUAUUAUAGUCCAACCAUAGUUCAGUUGGCCGGCUUUGCUUCGAACAAUACUGCAUUAGCACUCUCUCUCAUUACAUCAGGUCUCAAUGCUAUUGGUACCAUUUUGUUGAUAUUCCUUGUUGAUAGAUUUGGGAGGAGGAGGUUGCUUAUUGUUAGUACAAUUGGAAUGGUGGCUGCCCUUGUGAUGUUGUUCGUGGUUUUUGAUCAAGCUUCAAUCCAUGCUCCUGCUAUCAAUAAAUUAGAGUCCACCACCCAUUUUGGCAAGAAUGCUACAUGUUCAAGUUACUUGACUUCCAAGGAUGCAUCGUCUUGGAACUGCAUGAAAUGUUUGAAGGCUUCUUCGGAAUGUGGGUUUUGUGCUAAUGGAGUUAGCAAUGUUAGACCAGGUGCAUGUCUAGCUUCGAAUACGAUUACAAAAGGUGCAUGUCAUGGGGAGCAUCGUGAAUGGUUUACUAGAGGUUGCCCAAGCAAUUUUGGCAUUGUUGCAUUGUUCGGGUUAGCAUUUUACAUCAUUGCUUAUUCCCCAGGGAUGGGAACUGUUCCAUGGAUCAUAAACUCAGAGAUAUACCCUUUGAGAUAUAGAGGCCUUUGUGGUGGAAUUGCUGCAAUGGCUAAUUGGAUUUCAAACCUCAUUGUGAGCCAGACAUUCUUAACUUUGACUGAAGCCCUUGGCUCGGCCAAAACUUUUCUGCUGUUUGGUUGCUUCGCUUUCAUUGCAUUGUUCUUCAUCUAUUCCUUUGUUCCGGAAACCAAAGGAUUGCCAUUCGAGGAGCUUGAAAAAAUGCUUAAAGGAGGCUUCAAACCCUGGCCCUUCAAUAGGUCCUUUCGGUUGAUCUCCAACCAAAAGAAGAGAGAAGACCAGCAGAAAAUUUGGAUCAGACUAGCUGAUUUCAUUGUAUUUUUCCAUUUGGUUGAUUAUCUAUAAUUAGUUAUUGCCUUUAGUUAAUGGUUACUUGUUGAUAUUUGGGGAUCAAUUCAAUGAUACAUGAUUAAUGGCAAUUGUUAGCUUCUUUGUGUGUAAUAUAUUUAUGUAUAUUUUCACUUUC
Macadamia integrifolia is the source of this 2812-nucleotide messenger RNA. RefSeq names its product inositol transporter 4-like. The transcript is spliced from 7 exons. Gene Ontology annotation, biological process: transmembrane transport. The record is from RefSeq and is a predicted model, not a curated record. The coding region runs from base 877 to 2691 and encodes 604 amino acids. Gene Ontology annotation, cellular component: membrane. Gene Ontology annotation, molecular function: myo-inositol:proton symporter activity. NCBI's taxonomy places the organism in Eukaryota, Viridiplantae, Streptophyta, Magnoliopsida, Proteales, Proteaceae.